Osmia bicornis bicornis is the source of this 1332-nucleotide messenger RNA. RefSeq lists its product as uncharacterized. Gene Ontology annotation, molecular function: nucleic acid binding. The record is from RefSeq and is a predicted model, not a curated record. The coding region runs from base 1 to 1332 and encodes 443 amino acids. Lineage: Eukaryota; Metazoa; Arthropoda; Insecta; Hymenoptera; Megachilidae. Gene Ontology annotation, biological process: DNA integration. The transcript has a single exon.
AUGACGCAACGAGAGUCGUUUCAACCUGAGUUUCAAGCUUUGAAGCGCAAGGGUACCUUGCUUCAAAGGAUACUACCUUUGAAGGGUAGUAAGCUUGCAGCUCUCAGUCCCUUUAUUGAUAAAGAUGGACUCAUUCGCGUGGGUAGUCGACUAUCGACGGCGAACAUUCCUGAAACAGAAAAACAUCCAGAAAAAGUCACGAGGAUAAUCCUGGAAAGAGAGCAUCAUCGGCUGCUUCAUUUUGGUCCAGAACAAUUGCUUCACUCACUUCGGCAGAGGUAUUGGCCACUCAGCGGCCGACGAGAAGCACGAAAAAUGACACGCGGUUGCCUGCAAUGCUUUCGUAGAACACCAAGAGCUCCGGAAGUCAUAAUGGGAGACUUACCAAGAGAUCGAGUACGCGGAUUUGUGAGACCGUUCACGAAUACGGGAGUAAAUUACGCAGGAUCACUCCAAGUACGAGAGAGCCGCAGACGCGGACGAAUUCACAUAGCGAAAGCUUGGAUUGCAGUGUUCACCAGUUUUUCGACGAAGGCGGUGCACCUCGAGCUCGUUACGGAGCUAACGACGGAGUCCUUCUUGGCGGCGUUGCGGAGAUUUGUCGCCAGAAGAGGAGUGUGUUCGCAGAUGUCCUCGGACAACGGCACAAACUUCGUGGGAGCGGCGGGAAAGCUGAGGGAGGUUUACGAGUUCCUCGGGACCGAACACGACGCAAUAUCAAACCACUUGGCUCGGCAGAACAUCGAGCGGAAAUUCAUUCCGCCCCGAGCACCGCAUUUCGGCGGGCUUUGGGAGGCUGCCGUCAAGGCCACGAAGCGGCAUCUCAACACCGUAACGAAAGGAUUGGUCUCUACAUUUGAAGAAUACUACACGCUAGAAAUCGAAUCGAUCCUGAACUCUCGACCUCUUACCCCCUUGUCCAGUGACCCGAAUGACUUGUUAGCUUUGACUCCCGCCCACUUCCUCGUAGGGGACACCCUGUUGUUACCUGCUGAACACAGCUAUGUAAAUGUACCCGACAACAAGCUGUCUCGAUGGCAGCACCUCCAAAAGGUGCGACAGCAUUUUUGGACACGAUGGCAUCGUGAGUAUUUGCAAGAGUUGCAGAAACGUCAAAAAUGGAGAACAAACGGCGAGAAACUGCAAAUCGGCACCCUGGUGCUGCUGAAGGAGGACCACGUACCGCCGUUCUAUUGGGUCAUCGGGCGGAUAGCGAAAGUACACCCUAGUGUGGAUAACGUUGUUAGAGUGGCAACCGUCAAAACUCCAACGGGACUGUUCAAAAGAGCAGUUAAAAACCUCUGCCCAUUAUCAACGGAAGAAGAGGAUUAA